This is a messenger RNA of Dermochelys coriacea (leatherback sea turtle), 1278 nucleotides long. It is a transcript of the gene WNT16, whose product is annotated as Wnt family member 16. Gene Ontology annotation, biological process: cell fate commitment; canonical Wnt signaling pathway; multicellular organism development. Gene Ontology annotation, cellular component: extracellular region. Gene Ontology annotation, molecular function: cytokine activity; frizzled binding. The record is from RefSeq and is a predicted model, not a curated record. NCBI's taxonomy places the organism in Eukaryota, Metazoa, Chordata, Testudines, Dermochelyidae.
GCUGGGCAUGGAGGAGCCCAAGAGGAGCCCGCUCCCGUUGAAGCGAGGGGACCUCGGCCCGGCCCUGGGCUCCCGCGGCUGCCCCCAGGCCGCUCUCGCCGGGCGCGGAGCAGAGGACGAGGCAGGAUAAGGGGAAGCGGCCGCCGGGGCUUGUCACCUGCCGGCCCAGGCCCGGGACGGCGGGCUGCCUCCAUGGGGAGGGCUGGCUGUGGCUCGCCUCGCCUGUGCGUGCGGUGGGCAGCGCUGCUGCUAGCGCUGUGGCCCUGCUGCGCCCACGGGAACUGGAUGUGGCUGGGCAUCGCCUCCUUCGGGGGCCCGGAGAAGCCGGGCUGCGCCGGGCUGCCGCUGAGCGGCCGCCAGAAGGAGCUGUGCAAGAGGAAGCCCCACCUGCUGCCCAGCAUCCGCGAGGGCGCGCGGCUGGGCAUCCAGGAGUGCCGGGGCCAGUUCAGGCACGAGCGGUGGAACUGCCUCCUCCUGCCCCCCGACUCCGACGCCGCCUUCUCCGUCUUCGGCGCCGAGCUGAGCAGCGGCACCAAGGAAACAGCCUUUAUAUAUGCAGUGACGGCGGCAGGCCUUGUACAUUCAGUGACUCGAUCAUGCAGUGCAGGAAAUAUGACUGAGUGCUCGUGUGAUACAAACCUGCAAAAUGGUGGCUCAGCCACUGAAGGCUGGCACUGGGGUGGCUGCUCUGAUGACAUCCAUUAUGGAAUGUGGUUUAGCAGAAAGUUCUUAGAUGAGCCUAUUAAGAAUAUAACUGGAAAAGACGGGAACGGACUGAUCUCAAUGAACCUGCACAAUAACGAGGCUGGAAGGCAGGCUGUAGCAAAGCUGUUGUCAGUGGAUUGCCGUUGUCAUGGAGUUUCUGGGUCCUGUGCUGUGAAAACUUGUUGGAAAACUAUGUCUUCAUUUGAAAAGAUUGCAGUAUUUAAAGAUAAAUAUGAAAACAGUAUACAGAUAUCAGACAGACUAAAGAAAAAGCUACGCAGGAAAGAAAAAACCCAACGGAAAAUACCAAUCCGCAAGGAAGAUCUUCUCUACAUAAACAAGUCGCCCAACUACUGCGUAGAGGAUCGCAGACUCGGGAUUCCUGGAACACAGGGAAGGGAAUGCAACCGCACUUCAGAGGGACCAGAUGGUUGCAACCUUCUCUGCUGUGGCCGUGGUUACAACACUCACGUGGUCAGACACGUGGAGAGGUGCGAAUGCAAGUUUGUCUGGUGCUGCUAUGUACGCUGCAGAAGGUGUGAGAGCAUGACUGAUGUUCAUACCUGCAAAUGA